Molecule: messenger RNA, 1821 nt
Organism: Bombus impatiens (common eastern bumble bee)
Lineage: Eukaryota; Metazoa; Arthropoda; Insecta; Hymenoptera; Apidae
Gene: Rab1
Product: ras-related protein Rab-1A
Exons: 4
Coding region: 293-913 (206 amino acids)
Molecular function (GO): GTP binding; GTPase activity
Source: RefSeq, a predicted model, not a curated record
GCGUUCCUAAAAGAUAAGUGCGCAGACGUGGUUCUCGUGCUGGAAUCGCUCGUGUCCCGUCAAAUAGAGGGAGUGAAACAGCACCUGCUGCCAUUCUGGCAUUACGUCAAUGGUAGACAUUUCAUUUGCUGGUUUGGGAGGAGUUACCGUGACCGCCAUUGUUACAGCUCAUUCGUAUCGAAGAACGUGAUCUGUGAAUCUUUAGCGUCACAUUGUCGAAACGAAUCGUGUCCAUUUUUUAGAUUUCCUUAACGACGGUACACGAUAUUAGUGAGCGUGUUCUGAGCGUAGCAUGUCCACAAUGAAUCCUGAAUAUGAUUACUUAUUUAAGUUACUUUUAAUUGGAGAUUCUGGAGUUGGAAAAUCAUGUCUUUUACUCCGUUUUGCUGAUGACACAUACACAGAAAGUUAUAUCAGUACUAUUGGUGUAGAUUUCAAAAUACGAACAAUUGAUCUAGAUGGAAAAACAAUAAAAUUACAAAUCUGGGAUACAGCAGGUCAAGAACGAUUUAGAACAAUUACAAGUUCUUAUUAUAGGGGUGCACAUGGUAUUAUCGUUGUUUAUGACUGUACGGAUCAAGAAACAUUUAAUAAUGUUAAACAAUGGCUGGAAGAGAUUGAUCGUUAUGCAUGUGAUAAUGUGAAUAAGCUGCUGGUUGGCAAUAAAUGUGAUCUUCACACUAAAAAAGUUGUUGAUUACACAACAGCAAAAGAAUAUGCGGACCAACUUGGUAUACCAUUCUUAGAAACAUCUGCAAAAAAUGCAAUGAAUGUAGAACAAGCUUUUAUGACAAUGGCUGCAGAAAUAAAACUUAGAGUGGGUCCUCCAUCAAGUGGAAACAGUGAUCCUGCAAAUAAAGUGAAAAUAGAACAUGGGCGUCCGAUUGAAUCCUCUAAAUCUGGGUGCUGCUGAGAAAUGUAAUUUUACAUCUUUGUAACCAAAAAGGACAUCUUAUGGUAGCAGUUUCAUACUGCAUUAAAAAACAUUACCAAGAGAAACAAGAAAGAUUGUGGAAGUUUCAGUUUAUAUUAAUAAAAAUAAGGUGUGAAGCAUUAUUAUGGACCACCAACUCUGUUAGCAGAGUUGAAUAAAACAAGUUUUGUUCUAUCUUUUUUUCAAGAAAGGAGAACAUAAUUAUUAACUUGCUAAUUAUCUAGUGCAAAAAACUGACAUAGGAAAAUUUGAAUAACAUUGAGGAUCAUUGAUUCUAUGCAAUGAUGCGUUUAACGGCAAUUCGAAUUUAUAAAGUAAAUUACAUAAUACUAUGUAUCGUGAUUAUAAAGAUAAACAUUCUUAUUUUUUAGCGUAAUUGUAACAUGUAUAAUUGAAUGUUUUUUGUCUUAGAAGGAAGUCAUUCUUACUCUUUGUACUACCUAAACAUUUUUCCACAUUUUAUUCCAAACUCUUGAGAUAAACAAGAAUUAGAGUAAUAACAUACUGAAACACGCCGUCAUCGCUGCCUCCCUCUUUUUUCAGUGCUCAUUAGUGUAAUUUAAUAACAAUAUAUUAAUAAAUAUUUCAACACUAAUACAAAAAAUGGUAAAUAGUAUACCUAUACGUACAAGAAUAAUUAAAUAUGUUACAUAUGUUCCAGUUGGUAACUUCUAUAAAGUUACGUCAAUUUUUUAAAUAUGUGCUACUUAUAAAAUUUAUAAAACUAUUCGCCUAUUAUGAAUACAUCACGACGUUUGUAAAAUAUAGCGUUGGCAAAUUCGAUAUGUUUUGUCUUAUAUUUAAACGGUAAGCUUAUAUUCAGAAAGCUGUGUAUUCCAUACGAGUUUGUAAGAUGAAAAUUUUGACAAAAUACUAUUUUCCUUUUA